Sapajus apella (tufted capuchin) is the source of this 6266-nucleotide messenger RNA. It is a transcript of the gene INPP4B, whose product is annotated as inositol polyphosphate-4-phosphatase type II B. Bases 1 to 2655 code for a protein of 884 amino acids. NCBI's taxonomy places the organism in Eukaryota, Metazoa, Chordata, Mammalia, Primates, Cebidae. The record is from RefSeq and is a predicted model, not a curated record. The transcript is spliced from 23 exons. Gene Ontology annotation, molecular function: phosphatidylinositol-3,4-bisphosphate 4-phosphatase activity. Gene Ontology annotation, cellular component: cytoplasm.
AUGGAAAUUAAAGAGGAAGGGGCAUCAGAAGAAGGGCAGCACUUUCUUCCUACAGCUCAGGCCAAUGAUCCCGGGGACUCUCAAUUCACAAGUAUUCAGAAGACUCCAAAUGAACCACAGCUGGAAUUCAUCCUUGCAUGCAAGGAUCUCGUGGCUCCUGUCCGUGAUCGUAAAUUGAAUACACUGGUGCAGAUCUCAGUAAUCCACCCCGCGGAGCAGAGUCUGACAAGAUACUCCAGCACUGAAAUUGUGGAGGGAACAAGGGACCCACUGUUUUUGACUGGUGUCACAUUCCCAUCUGAGUAUCCCAUCUAUGAGGAGACCAAAAUAAAACUAACAGUCUAUGAUGUCAAGGAUAAGUCUCAUGACACUGUUCGAACCAGCGUCCUACCAGAACAUAAGGAUCCUCCGCCAGAAGUUGGGCGAAGUUUCUUGGGCUAUGCCAGUUUUAAAGUGGGAGAGCUACUGAAGUCAAAGGAGCAAUUGCUGGCCCUGAGCCUGAGAACUUCAGAUGGUGGCAAAGUGGUUGGCACCAUAGAAGUCAGUGUCGUGAAGAUGGGGGAGAUUGAAGAUGGGGAAACUGACCACAUCACCACAGAUGUACAGGGACAAAAGUGUGCCCUCGUAUGUGAAUAUACAGCCCCAGAAAGUGUGAGCGGAAAAGAGAACCUGCCUUUUUUGAAUUCAGUGUUAAAGAACCCAGUAUGUAAAUUAUAUAGAUUUCCCACAUCUGACAAUAAGUGGAUGCGAAUUCGAGAGCAGAUGUCAGAGAGCAUUCUUUCUUUUCAUAUUCCUAAGGAAUUGAUUUCCCUUCACAUUAAAGAAGAUUUGUGCAGAAACCAGGAGAUAAAAGAACUUGGUGAGCUUUCACCACAUUGGGACAAUCUGCGAAAAAACGUCCUUACUCACUGUGAUCAAAUGGUGAAUAUGUACCAAGACAUUCUGACAGAACUUAGCAAGGAAACAGGAUCCUCUUUCAAAUCAAGCAGCAGCAAAGGAGAGAAAACAUUAGAAUUUGUUCCAGUAAAUCUACAUCUGCAGAGAAUGCAGGUACACAGCCCUCACUUGAAAGAUGCUCUCUACGAUGUCAUCACUGUGGGAGCCCCAGCUGCCCAUUUUCAGGGAUUUAAGAAUGGUGGUCUGCGGAAACUACUCCAUAGAUUUGAAACAGAGAGAAGAAAUACUGGGUACCAGUUUAUUUACUAUUCACCUGAAAACACAGCCAAAGCAAAAGAAGUUCUCAGCAACAUCAAUCAACUACAACCUCUUAUAGCAACGCAUGCAGACCUACUACUUAAUUCUGCAAGCCAGCAUUCUCCAGACAGCUUGAAGAAUUCUUUAAAGAUGCUUUCAGAAAAAACAGAGCUCUUUGUACAUGCCUUCAAGGAUCAACUCGUCAGGAGUGCUCUUUUAGCCCUCUACACUGCAAGGCCAGGAGGUAUUCUUAAGAAGCCGCCCUCUCCUAAGAGCAGCACAGAGGAGAGCAGUCCCCAAGACCAGCCCCCACUGAUGAGAAGACAGGACUCCAUACCACAUCAUUCAGACUACGAUGAGGAAGAGUGGGACAGGGUGUGGGCCAAUGUGGGGAAGAGCCUGAACUGCAUUAUCGCUAUGGUGGACAAACUGAUUGAAAGAGAUGGUGGCAGUGAAGGCAGUGGCGGCAACAAUGAUGGAGAAAAGGAACCUUCAUUAGCAGACGCCAUCCUCUCUCACCCAAGAGAGGACUGGUAUGAACAGUUGUAUCCCCUCAUCCUUACCCUGAAGGACUGCAUGGGAGAAGUGGUGAACCGAGCCAAGCAGUCCCUGACGUUUGUGCUCCUUCAGGAACUUGCAUACAGCUUGCCCCAGUGUCUGAUGCUGACGCUAAGAAGAGACAUCGUCUUCAGUCAAGCACUUGCUGGAUUGGUUUGUGGUUUUAUCAUCAAAUUACAGACAAGUCUGUAUGACCCAGGCUUCCUACAGCAGCUUCACACAGUGGGGUUGAUAGUACAAUAUGAAGGACUGCUGAGUACAUACAGCGAUGAAAUUGGAAUGCUAGAGGACAUGGCUGUUGGCAUUUCCGAUUUAAAGAAAGUCGCAUUUAAAAUAAUUGAAGCCAAAUCCAACGAUGUCUUGCCAGUUAUAACAGGAAGACGAGAACAUUACGUGGUAGAGGUCAAGCUUCCAGCCAGAAUGUUUGAGUCACUGCCUCUACAGAUUAAAGAAGGGCAGUUGCUUCAUGUGUAUCCCGUACUCUUUAACGUUGGAAUCAACGAACAGCAAACUCUGGCUGAGAGGUUUGGAGAUGUCUCUUUGCAAGAAAGUAUUAAUCAGGAAAACUUUGAACUUCUACAAGAAUAUUACAAGAUAUUUAUGGAAAAGAUGCCUCCUGAUUACAUUUCGCAUUUUCAGGAACAAAAUGAUUUAAAAGGAUUACUAGAAAAUCUCCAUCAAAAUAUCCAAUCCAAAAAAAGAAAGAAUGUAGAAAUUAUGUGGCUGGCUGCAACGAUUUGCCGCAAACUAAACGGUAUUCGUUUCACCUGUUGUAAAAGUGCCAAAGACAGGACAUCGAUGUCAGUGACACUUGAACAGUGCUCCAUCCUGAGAGAUGAGCACCAGCUGCACAAGGACUUCUUCAUCCGAGCACUGGAUUGCAUGAGAAGUCCUGCAACUUGAGACCCUAUGAGUGUGGAGGCCAUAGUCCAGAACAGCCAUCAGCUUUAUUUACACCUUUUCGAGUCAACCACUUCUUUCAACUCCCAAAAUUAUUAACUAAGUGCCUAGACAUAGAAGGAUGUGAAACCUUAUAUUUUAACUUAAUAAAAUCAAAUGAAAUAUAAAUGAAUCUAACGGAAACAAAUAAAUUUAACUUCUUCCACAAACACAGGUUUUUAAAUCCAGAAAGACCUGGAGUUUAUUCCUUAUUCUAACACUAAAUAUCUGUGCAGUGGUGGACACAUUGAUUAAUCUCAAUGCCUCAGUUUCCUAAUGUUUAACGGUGAGAUAAUGCUCCAUUGCUCUCUUGUGAGUGUUGUGAUAAAUGAGAUCACUUACUUAAAGUCUCUGUACCCAGUGGGCAUGAAGUGCUGUGCUGAGAAAUGUUACCCUUUGUCUCUACACUCUUCCCAUCUCUGUCUACCCCGCUUGUUCUUCCUUAUCCCAUUUUUCUUUACAAGUGCCUUCUUGAAUAUUGCUAAAAUACGGGAGUUCUCCUGGUCUUUGAGGCCUUAGGAAAAAAGUCUCAGGAUUAACAUUUGGUUUCUAAAAGGCUUAAACUGUCUCUCAGUGACAGUAGGCUAGAAGGUUUGGAAAUCUUGCCAGAGCCCUAGUGAUAGCAUCAGGGAAUCUAGGAGCAGCUAAGCUUAGAGUUGGGGUUAGUGCACAUCUGGGGCCCUAGAGAGCAGCACUCAGCACUCAGCACUCAGUUGGUGGACUAGUGAGUAUCUAACUCCUGAAUGCCCACAGCUUUUAUUAACAAGUUAGGAUAUCCUGUAAUUAAUGUGUCAAGAGCCCCACCUCGGGAGGUGAGUUGGGAAAAUCCAUCAUGAAUAGAAAUAUGUGGUCGUCAUUUUCAUAGUCAAAAGUGAACCUCUUUUGCAUGUCUACUAUGGCAGAGUACCAUGCUAAACAAAGGGAGAAAUACAUUUGAAAUCAAUGAGGACUUACUAUGGGCUAAGAGUAACAAUAAGCAUCCUAUAUGGGGAACCUUAAUUCCCACAACAACCAAAUCAGAUAAAUGAAUCCAGAGCAUAGGAAUUGUUCACUAUUAAGUGCUUCACAGUACGCAGGAGGUGUCCUCGAGAAGGUAGAAUUUUAACUGUGUCUUGAGGAUGAAUACAAUUUAGGUAAGUUGCCAGGAGUUAGGAAAAUCUAUAUUAGAAUUAUUUAAGUGGAUAAGAGUAAAAUUAUCUAAGUGGAUAAAAGUAAUACUUAUUCAUUCAUCACACUUGUCAAGUGGUUUUGCUUACAUAAAUGGGAUCACACUGUGUUUCAUAUUGAACCACUUAUCUUUUUCAGCAAAUACUAAGUUUUUGAGAUAUGUGUUUAUGUUACAUCUGGUUGUCUCCUUUAAAACUUGUAUGAUACUCUUUUGUAUACAUAAUUAAUUUUAGAUAAUGGCAAAACAUCAGAUGUACCAAUUUUAGGUAAAAAGCAUCAGAUGUUUUGCCAUUACCAACAAUACUGUAAUAGACAUUCUUACAUGUAUAUCCAUGUAUAGAAACCCAUAGGUAGAAUGGGUGGUAAGGCAUUUGUAUCUUUAAUUUUGCUAGAUGCUGCCAGGUUGCUUUUCCAAAUAGCUAUACUAAUUUAAAAGCCACAAGCCAUGCAUAUUGUGUUCUCCUUUUCCUACACAUCCCAAUACUUGUACUGUAAGAGUUUUUAAUCAUCUGAUGGAUGAAAAGUGCUAUCUUUGUUUAAUUUAUAUUUUCUCAGUAACAUAAAAUAAGAUUAAAUGUCUGUCUAAACAUUGAUUGGCCAUCCAGAUUCUCACUCACCUCAUCUUCAGUGUUUUAUAUAAUGGGGUUUUGCACAUAAUUGCAAAUUAGAAAAGGAUUCCAGCAUUUAUAAACCAUUGGCCUAUUGUAUAUAAGGUAUGUUUUAGAAUACAGUGUUUCAGGAGUGGUAUGGUUUAUUAAAAAAUAUGUUUUAUUUUUAUUUUUUAAAUGAAAGCACAGUGGAAUAAGACAGGAGCAUCCCUUGGGUUUGGACAGAGAAUGCAUCAUGUUAUGACAGGAGUGUGAGACAUGAUGUCAGGCUUUUUAGCAGGGAAGGGGGCAGGCCUCCACUUUAGACAAGGGAAGGAAAUUUCCAGCUGAGAAACAAAACUCUACAGUUGAUUAGGGAGAUGAUUGAUGCCUUUGCACUUGGAAAAUAAAGUGUAGCAAGAACUAGUCCAAUAAAGGUCUUGUUUUCAUCAAAGAAGGCUGAGAUGCAGGCAGCCCAAACCUGAAUGAUCUAUGGAGAGCAGUUAUGCCAAAACCUAGAGGGUCUGUUUAUGCCCCAGAACGUUGAGACAAGAGAAUCAAGGAAGUAAUUUUCAUUUCACCACCUCAUGAUUUUUUUCUACAAACACCAACUGCCUUGUCCUAGGCAAUGAUAUCCAUGAAUUCACAUACUCAGUGUGCCUGUUAUAUUUGUCCUCACACACAUAAAACAAAAUCCAAAAAUAUUAAUUCAAUGAAUUAUCAGUAUAUUGUCUGAAAAUUAUUGUCUUCCAUCAGAACGCUUGCUAUACUCUGGUAAACACUGUCAUAGAAUGCUUUCAUCCCUUCUAACUUGAGUAAUGGUUAUAGUGCUCUAGACACUAGUUCAAGAGAAUGAAUUGGAUGGCUUCACAGGCCAAUUUCUAAAGAAAACUGGACUGGGUGGCAACCAUAUUUAUGAAUAGGCACCCAAAAUGUUGCAAGUUUUUCUCCUGAUCCGAAGACCACAGAUGACAGAGAAGUUCAAAUGCUAGGCAUGGUAUAUUAAUGCGCAAAGGAUAAUGGCCUAAAGCCUUAGGAGCAAAACUGCAUUAUGCAUAAUUUUACCACAUUCUCUUCCAUUUAGUGAGCAUAUAAGAACUUAUCUGAGUGUGACUGACAUCAUUAUGGGGAUCAAAACUGUUAUAAAGCAUAUCAUUUGAAAAUAUUUUAUUUUAUUAGUAGUAACAAAUCACAUGUGAUAUCUCUCAAGUAUCACAGCAUUAUUUGGGGAGUAAUCACUGCUCUGAAUACUCUAAAAUCUAACAAUUAAGCCAGCUCAGCAGAGAGCAGGCUGCCUCACUGUGGCACAUAAAGUGGUCAAGAGGAAGGACUUUGGAAUUAGACUGCAUGGUUUCUCCACUUCUUAGCAGCCGGAAUGAAAUUCUCAGAGGCGUUAGGUUCUUUAUCUGUAAAAUGAAACAAUGUACAUAAAGAAAUCAGCAACUGGGUAUGGUUUAUAGUAGGUAGUUGGUAAAGUCACACUGUUAUAGUGAUAAUUUCACCAGCAUCCUCAUCUAAUAGGGUUGUCUUGAAUGCUAAAAGAAACAGUGCUCACUGAUGUUCUUAAUAUAGUACUUGUUACACAGUAAAGAUCAGUAAAUAUUAAAUGCUGCCUUAGCUAUUGCUGACGUGUGGUGAUGAUUGCUGUUAUUGCUGCUAUUAUUGCUUAUUUGUAAUGGCAGCAGGAGCUAUUACAAGUAGCAUUAUCCUAUCAUGUUGCUUUUACUAAAACAAUAGCAGCUUCCUAUCACAUUGUUUUUACUAAACUGUGAAUGGCUAUGAUGUCCUCAAACUAUAUUGAGGAAAGUUAAAAAAAAAAAA